AUGGUUGACGACGCGGCCCUCGCCGCUGCGGCUUCGAUUGUCGCCUCGAUUGCCCCAGAUCCCCGACUGCCCAAUUCGAUACCGGUUGGUGUAGCUUCUCAGGUGCAACUCCCAGGGCCAGAUACUCCCGCCAAGCGCAAGCUCGAACUUGAGCUUCAGAACCUUGCUCUGCGUGUUGGAAAGCUCGAGAGCCAGGCCUCAGCUACCUCUCCAUUCCCAGAAACGCCCAACGAGGUUAUUGACACUCUUUUCGGCGAAGAGGCUCAGGCUGUGGCGGUCCGUCCCAAGCCUAAAGUCUUUCACGCCCAAGGUAGCCUGCACUCUCCGCAUCUGCCAUCUUAUCAGCUGACCGAAGAAGCCCUUGAAGGACUUCGAGAACAUGUGGAUGACCAAUCCAAGUUACUCGAUAGUCAGCGCCAGGAGCUCGCUGGUGUAAAUGCUCAGCUCUUGGAGCAGAAGCAGCUACAAGAGCGAGCCCUCGAGAUCCUCGAGCAGGAACGUAUCGCUACUCUGGAGCGCGAGCUUUGGAAGCAUCAGAAAGCCAACGAGGCCUUCCAAAAGGCCCUACGAGAAAUUGGAGAGAUUGUUACCGCCGUUGCUCGCGGUGACUUGACCAUGAAGGUUCGCAUGAACACUGUUGAAAUGGACCCUGAAAUCACAACAUUCAAACGCACUAUCAACGCUAUGAUGGACCAGCUGCAAAUAUUUGCUAGCGAAGUCUCGCGAGUCGCUCGUGAAGUCGGUACCGAAGGAUUACUUGGUGGACAAGCCCGUAUCGGCGGUGUCGAUGGGACAUGGAAGGAAUUGACUGACAACGUAAACGUUAUGGCCCAGAAUCUUACUGAUCAAGUGAGGGAGAUAGCAUCGGUUACCACCGCCGUGGCCCACGGCGAUCUGACUAAAAAGAUCGAACGACCUGCCAGAGGCGAGAUAUUGCAAUUACAACAAACGAUUAACACCAUGGUGGACCAAUUACGAACAUUUGCUUCUGAAGUCACACGUGUAGCGAGAGAUGUCGGGACAGAAGGCAUGUUAGGCGGACAAGCUGAUGUUGGAGGAGUGCAGGGCAUGUGGAACGAUCUCACCGUCAAUGUCAAUGCCAUGGCCAACAAUUUGACGACUCAAGUGCGCGACAUUAUCAAGGUUACCACAGCUGUCGCCAAGGGAGAUCUUACACAAAAGGUCCAGGCCGAUUGCAGGGGAGAGAUUUUCGAGCUGAAGUCAACCAUCAACUCCAUGGUUGACCAGCUGCAACAGUUCGCCCGCGAGGUUACCAAAAUUGCCCGCGAAGUCGGAACCGAAGGACGUCUGGGAGGGCAGGCCACUGUGCAUGAUGUUGAAGGCACCUGGAGGGAUCUGACGGAGAACGUCAACGGCAUGGCCAUGAACUUGACCACUCAAGUGCGAGAAAUUGCCAAGGUUACAACAGCUGUCGCCAAAGGUGACUUGACAAAGAAGAUUGGGGUUGAGGUGAAGGGUGAAAUUGCAGAACUGAAGAACACCAUUAACCAGAUGGUGGAUCGUCUUGGUACGUUUGCCGUUGAGGUGAGCAAGGUAGCCAGGGAAGUAGGCACAGAUGGAACAUUAGGUGGACAGGCUCAAGUUGCCAAUGUUGAAGGUAAAUGGAAGGAUCUCACAGAAAACGUCAACACAAUGGCGUCAAAUCUCACAGUCCAGGUCCGAAGCAUCUCAACCGUUACUCAAGCCAUUGCGAACGGCGACAUGAGCCAGAAGAUCAAGGUCGAAGCAAAUGGAGAGAUACAAGUGUUGAAAGAGACCAUCAAUAACAUGGUUGACCGUUUGUCUAGCUUCUGUUACGAAGUGCAACGAGUUGCCAAGGAUGUGGGUGUUGAUGGAAAGAUGGGUGCUCAAGCCGACGUUGGCGGUCUAGACGGCCGCUGGAAAGAAAUCACCACGGAUGUCAACACAAUGGCCAGUAACCUGACUACACAAGUGCGCGCCUUCUCAGAUAUAACCAACUUGGCCACCGACGGGGAUUUCACCAAGCUAGUCGACGUCGAAGCGUCGGGUGAGAUGGACGAGCUCAAGCGCAAGAUCAACCAGAUGAUUUCAAAUCUGCGUGAUUCUAUUCAGCGUAAUACCCAGGCCAGGGAAGCUGCCGAACUUGCCAACAAGACCAAGUCAGAGUUCCUCGCCAACAUGUCCCAUGAAAUUCGAACGCCGAUGAACGGUAUCAUCGGAAUGACCCAACUGACAUUAGACACCGAUCUGACUCAAUAUCAGAGGGAGAUGCUUAACAUUGUCAAUAAUCUUGCCAAUAGCCUCUUGACGAUAAUUGACGAUAUCUUGGAUCUUUCCAAGAUUGAAGCUCGGAGAAUGGUCAUUGAGGAGAUUCCUUACACACUGCGUGGAACCGUCUUCAAUGCCCUCAAGACUCUCGCUGUCAAGGCAAAUGAGAAGUUCUUGGAUCUCACCUACAAGGUCGACAGCUCCGUGCCUGACUACGUUAUUGGCGACUCCUUCCGCCUUAGACAAAUUAUCCUCAACCUUGUUGGCAAUGCUAUCAAGUUCACAGAGCAUGGUGAGGUCAGCCUAACGAUCAAGGAGAGCAUGGGGCAAAACAAUGUCCGACCUGGAGAGUAUGCGGUUGAGUUUGUCGUGGAGGACACGGGCAUAGGAAUCGCCCAAGAUAAACUGGAUUUGAUCUUCGACACGUUCCAACAAGCGGAUGGCUCCAUGACGCGCAAGUUUGGUGGAACAGGUCUAGGCCUAUCUAUUUCGAAACGACUCGUCAAUCUCAUGGGUGGUGAUCUCUGGGUCAACAGUGAACAUGGCAAGGGCAGUGAAUUUCACUUCACAUGCUUAGUCAAGCUUGCUCCUGACGACGCUGCUCUGAUCGAGCAACAGAUCCGCCCCUACCGAGGCCAUCAAGUGCUGUUCGUUGACAAGGCUCAGUCGCAGAACGCCACCUCAAUCAAGCCUAUGUUAGAGAAGAUCGGAUUGAAGCCCGUCGUGGUGGAUUCGGAGAAAAGUCCGGCGCUGACUCGUCUUCAAAGCGGUGGUUCCCUUCCCUAUGACGCUAUCCUCGUCGAUUCCAUCGACACUGCGAGAAGGUUACGAGCCGUGGACGAUUUCAAGUACCUCCCUAUCGUCUUGCUGGCACCAGUUGUUCAUGUUAGUCUGAAGUCGUGCUUAGAUCUGGGAAUCACGUCGUAUAUGACCACGCCGUGCAAGCUCAUUGAUCUAGGAAACGGCAUGAUUCCGGCUCUCGAGAACCGGGCGACACCUUCACUCGCUGACAACACGAAAUCUUUCGAAAUUCUGCUCGCCGAAGACAACACCGUCAACCAAAGAUUAGCCGUGAAAAUUCUUGAGAAGUAUCACCAUGUGGUAACAGUGGUUGGCAACGGCUGGGAAGCUGUCAAAGCCGUCCAAAGCAAGAAAUUCGAUGUCAUUCUUAUGGAUGUACAAAUGCCAAUCAUGGGAGGCUUCGAAGCCACGGGCAAGAUUCGAGAAUACGAACGAGGCAUAGGGAGCCACCGCACACCCAUCAUUGCCCUAACGGCCCACGCUAUGAUGGGUGACCGAGAGAAGUGUAUCCAAGCUCAGAUGGACGAGUAUUUGUCCAAACCCUUGCAGCAAAAUCAUCUGAUCCAGACGAUCCUCAAGUGCGCGACGCUCGGCGGCCCUUUGCUUGAAAAGAAUCGUGAGCGGGAACUGGCACUCCAUGCCGAGACGAAAUCGAAGCACAAGGAGGGGGGACAGGGCCUGCUGCGACCCACGCUCGAGAGCCGCUCAUUCACGAGUCGAGAACCUCUUUUGGGAAAUGGCAAGGAGAGCCCUGCCAUUCUGGCCACUGAUGAGGAUCCCCUGGCAAGAGCACGUCUUGACCUCUCUGAUAUGCGAAGUCUUACCAACUAA
Messenger RNA from Fusarium proliferatum ET1, 3882 nucleotides. RefSeq names its product NIK-1 nonidentical kinase-1. The record is from RefSeq and is a predicted model, not a curated record. NCBI's taxonomy places the organism in Eukaryota, Fungi, Ascomycota, Sordariomycetes, Hypocreales, Nectriaceae. The coding region runs from base 1 to 3882 and encodes 1293 amino acids. Gene Ontology annotation, biological process: phosphorelay signal transduction system; cellular hyperosmotic response; phosphorylation. The transcript has 6 exons. Gene Ontology annotation, molecular function: phosphorelay sensor kinase activity. Gene Ontology annotation, cellular component: membrane.